AUGAGGGCAUUCUCCAGCCUCCCGACGUCGCUGGCGAGUCUGAUAGUCGUACAGGCUACAUCACCCGCAGUCUAUAUUCUCAUGCCCAGUGACCCUGCCCUGAUUGCCAUGUCUUCGGCGCUCGAUACUCUCGGGUAUAGCUACUCCGGAUCCACCACGGGCGCCAACGGUGUAGAUCUCAGUACAGAUCCCGGCGCCUACACUAUCCUAUCGCAAGGGACAGCGUACAAAAACAUAUCGCGCGAUAACCCGGAAGCGAGGUUUAUUUUGCCAACUUUCGCCGCCGACUCCCAAUCCUGGCUGGCAUUAUUCUCACAGGAACGACCAGCGGGGAAGGAUGUGCGGUCCGAUGAUGUAGAUUCAAUCCGAACUUUCUUUGCCAGCAAGGAGGGCGCUGGCGCGGGCGCUUCCCAACUCCUCGAAUUGGAUGUUUUUUCAUACGAUUCGCAUACCCAGGCGCAGACUUGGGUCACACUCUGCGACUUCCUUGGGCUAGGGUAUAGCGUAGUAGAGAGGCUGAAGCUGUGGCGCUUUCCGCAAUGA
Xylaria bambusicola is the source of this 543-nucleotide messenger RNA. RefSeq lists its product as uncharacterized. The record is from RefSeq and is a predicted model, not a curated record. NCBI's taxonomy places the organism in Eukaryota, Fungi, Ascomycota, Sordariomycetes, Xylariales, Xylariaceae. The coding region runs from base 1 to 543 and encodes 180 amino acids. The transcript has a single exon.